Tarenaya hassleriana is the source of this 1972-nucleotide messenger RNA. Its product is annotated as SNF1-related protein kinase catalytic subunit alpha KIN11-like. The coding region runs from base 125 to 1690 and encodes 521 amino acids. Gene Ontology annotation, biological process: intracellular signal transduction; protein phosphorylation. Gene Ontology annotation, molecular function: ATP binding; protein serine/threonine kinase activity. Gene Ontology annotation, cellular component: cytoplasm. The record is from RefSeq and is a predicted model, not a curated record. The transcript has 11 exons. NCBI's taxonomy places the organism in Eukaryota, Viridiplantae, Streptophyta, Magnoliopsida, Brassicales, Cleomaceae.
UUUUCCUGGGGGUGUUUAAUCAAUCGCUGAAAUCCAUUGAAGACUCUCCGAACUCGACUCUGGAGAACUCAUCUUCCCUCCCUCCCGACCAAAAAUCAUUCCAUUCCACUCAACUCACCUUUUCAUGGAGUUCGAUAAUAUGGAUGUGCCAUCGGAUAGAUUUGGCCGUGGGUUGGAAUCAGUCCUACCAAAUUACAAGUUUGGUAAAACUCUUGGAAUUGGCUCUUUCGGGAAGGUGAAAGUAGCAGAGCAUGUGCUUACAGGGCACAAGGUUGCUGUCAAAAUCCUUAAUCGCCGUAAGAUUAAGAACCUGCAAAUGGAAGAGAAAGUGAGAAGAGAAACCAAAAUUCUGAGAAUGUUUAUGCAUCCUCAUAUCAUACGUCAAUAUGAGGUAAUAGAGACCGCUACUGAUAUUUAUGUCGUCAUGGAGUACGUCAAAUCUGGAGAGCUCUUUGACUAUAUUGUGGAGAAAGGUAGAAUUCAGGAAGAUGAGGCUCGUACCUUUUUCCAGCAGAUAAUAUCGGGCGUGGAGUAUUGCCACCGGAAUAUGGUUGUUCACAGAGACCUUAAGCCCGAGAAUGUGCUUUUGGAUGCCAGGCUCAAUGUAAAGAUUGCAGACUUUGGGCUGAGUAAUAUCAUGCGUGAUGGUCAUUUUCUGAAGACGAGUUGUGGAAGCCCUAACUAUGCUGCUCCCGAGGUUAUUUCAGGAAACUUGUAUGCUGGACCUGAAGUAGAUGUAUGGAGUUGUGGAGUUAUAUUGUAUGCUCUUUUAUGUGGCACUCUUCCAUUCGACGAUGAAAACAUUCCUCAACUUUUCAAAAAAAUAAAGUCUGGGAUAUACACACUGCCAAGCCAUUUAUCUCCUGAUGCUAGAGACUUGAUACCAAGGAUGCUUGUGGUUGACCCAGUGAAAAGAAUUACUAUCCCUGAGAUCCGUCAACAUCAUUGGUUCCAGAUUCAUCUUCCCCGGUAUCUUACUGUUCCUCCCCCUAAUACUAUGGAGCAGGCCAAAAAGAUUAACGAGGAGGUUCUUCAAGAAGUUGUCAACAUUGGAUUUGACAGAAACCAGGCUGUGGAAUCUCUUCUCAAGCGGAUACAAAAUGAGGCUACUGUGACAUACUACUUAUUGCUGGACAGUCGGUUUCGUAGUCCUAGUGCCUACCUCGAAUCCGAGUUUCAGGAGACAAAGGGUGAUGGUUUCAAUUCUAUGUGUCCGAUUGAAACUAGUGCUUCACAAGUUGGCCACUGGAGUCACGCAAAUAUGGUGGAUCACCAGGGAAUGGUUCCAAGAUCACAAAUCCCGAUCGAUAGAAAAUGGGCUAUUGGAGUUCAGACUCGGCAACAUCCUCGGGAAAUUAUGAACAGGAUUCUCAACAUUUUUCAAGAACUGAACAUAUAUUGGAAGAAGAACGGGCUCUACAACUUGAAAUGCAGAUGGGUUCCCGGCUUCUCUGAUGGCCAACAUGCCACUAACAACAAUCAGAUGCAUGAAAAUCACCUCUUUAACGAUGAAUCCAGCAUAAUUGAGGACGAAGUUGCCGUGACACCACCAAACGCUGUCAAGUUUGAGCUUCAGCUGUACAAAGCCCGGGAAGACAACUACUUGCUUGAUAUACUCAGAGUUAACGGCCCUCAGUUUUUGUUCAUGGACCUCUGCGCAACGUUUCUGACCGAGCUCAGGAUCAUCUGAACUGAAAGCCAUGCUUCACUUGCAGGGUUCUUCUACAGAUGGAUCAAGUGCUUUCAAGUUAAAACUCUGGAGAUUUUUCUUUUUGGUGGAUUGUGUUAAGGUUUGAUGUGUACAUAAGCUAGAACGUUGGGUGGUAGAUCUUUUGAGGGCACAAUACAAACCCAAAAGUGGUUCAUGAAAGUGUGCUUAUUAUUUGGAGUGGAUCCAUCUACGUUUCGCUUCGUCUUGAGGAUAUUUUAGUUUAUUAUUGGAAUAUGAAGUUGUGAAUGUUGAAUUUCUUAA